CAUAACCCGGGUCACACCGACCGCCCUUCGCCCCGGAAGACGAGAAGCGCCCCGCUUGUGCUCCUCCCCCGGGCGCAGUGGUUCCGGCUAUGGCGGUGGCAGCGGCCGCGCCUGCGCAGUUACAGCUGCGGCGGGGAAACGUUGGCGGAGCUCGGGGCGGGAAGAGAAAGGCGAGCGGAGGAGCCUGGGCCCGGAAGCGGAAGUCUUGGGGGUGCGAUUUCCCGUAUCGUAAGGAGUGGUGGUGGAAGUUGUGCGUCGGAUCUGUACCGGCCUGGGGCACUGCCAGAGGCAGCGCGGAAGGAUGCGGCGGAGAUGAAGCCUGGGAAAUCAUCACAUCCAAAGGAUUUACUUGGAGUAAAAGAUCACUGACUUCUACAAUGGAAAAGUCAUGGAUGUUCUGGACCUUUGUUAAAAGAUGGCUGCUAGCUUUGGCUUCCUGGUCUUGGAGUCUCUGCCGUAUUUGUCUCUUACCCUUGAUAGUAACUUUUCACUUAUAUGGAGGCAUUAUACUGCUUAUAUUAAUAUUUGUAUCAAUAGCAGGUAUAUUAUAUAAAUUCCAGGAUGUGCUGCUUUACUUUCCUGAACAGCCCUCUUCAUCACGCCUUUACGUUCCUAUGCCUACUGGUAUACCACAUGAAAAUAUCUUCAUCAAAACCAAAGAUGGAGUUCUUCUUAAUCUUAUUCUACUGAGGUACACAGGGGACAAUGCAGCUUAUUCUCCAACCAUCAUUUACUUCCAUGGGAAUGCAGGCAACAUUGGCCACAGGUUGCCCAAUGCUUUGUUGAUGCUGGUAAACCUGAAAGUAAACUUAAUUCUUGUUGAUUAUAGAGGGUAUGGAAAAAGUGAAGGAGAAGCAAGUGAAGAAGGUUUGUACUUAGAUUCUGAGGCUGUUUUAGACUAUGUGAUGACUCGAUCUGAUCUUGACAAAACAAAAAUUUUUCUUUUUGGCCGUUCCUUGGGGGGAGCAGUAGCUAUUCACUUAGCUUCUGAAAAUUCCCAUAGGAUUUCUGCUAUCGUGGUGGAGAACACCUUUCUUAGUAUCCCAUACAUGGCCAGCACUUUGUUUUCUUUCUUUCCAAUGAGGUAUCUUCCUUUAUGGUGCUACAAAAAUAAAUUUCUGUCCUACAGAAAAAUCUCUCAGUGUAGAAUGCCUUCUCUCUUCAUCUCUGGGUUGUCUGAUCAGUUAAUUCCACCAGUUAUGAUGAAGCAACUUUAUGAAUUAUCCCCAGCUCGGACUAAGAGAUUGGCAAUAUUUCCUGAUGGAACUCAUAAUGACACUUGGCAGUGCCAGGGUUAUUUCACUGCACUUGAACAGUUCAUCAAAGAAGUAAUAAAGAGUCACUCCCCUGAAGAAAUGGUGAAACCAUCAUCUAAUGUAACAAUAAUAUAACUGCUAUUCUUUGGUGGGUUUGGGGCGGGGGGGGGGAGUAUCUGCACUGUACCUUGAUUUGUGAAAAGUGGUAAAAAAAUGUCCAUUUUUAAAUGUAUGUCAUGUCUAUACUUGCCUAAAGAGUGAAAUUAAUCUUGGAAAGAUAUGAUGCUUUAUUAAGGUGUUCCAGGUAACUUUUACACUUGCAGCAUUGUAAAUGAACCAUUUUAUGUCUUUCUCAUACUUUUUUGGUAUCUCUAUCCAUAUAUUCCAUUUGUUUGAUAUGUACAACAGACGCUAUUAAAGGAACUUGCUACAAAAGUAGUAUGGGAUGU
Pezoporus flaviventris is the source of this 1705-nucleotide messenger RNA. RefSeq names its product abhydrolase domain containing 13 (gene ABHD13). Bases 90 to 1391 code for a protein of 433 amino acids. The transcript has 3 exons. Lineage: Eukaryota; Metazoa; Chordata; Aves; Psittaciformes; Psittacidae. The record is from RefSeq and is a predicted model, not a curated record. Gene Ontology annotation, molecular function: palmitoyl-(protein) hydrolase activity. Gene Ontology annotation, cellular component: membrane.